GGCAGGUGCCUCGGGCUUCUCCGCACCCAAGGUUUCCGGGCAGGCGCGGGCGAAGAGUUUGCAGUAUGGCUUCUGCACCUGCUUCAAAGUAUAACUCACAUUCCUUGGACAAUGAAUCACUGAAGAGGGCUUCGAGAGAUGGACUGAAUCGGGAUGUGGGCGAGGCUGUUCCCAGACUUCCAGGAGAGACACGAAUUACUGACAAAGAAGUUAUUUACAUAUGUCCUUUCAAUGGCCCAAUUAAGGGAAGAGUUUACAUCACAAAUUAUCGCCUUUAUUUAAGAAGUUUGGAAAUGGAUUCCACUCUUAUUCUUGAUGUUCCUCUGGGCGUGAUCUCAAGAAUUGAAAAAAUGGGAGGCGCCACAAGUAGAGGAGAAAACUCGUAUGGUCUGGACAUUACGUGCAAAGACAUGCGGAGCCUGAGAUUUGCCCUGAAGCAGGAGGGCCACAGCCGGCGGGACAUGUUCGACACCCUCACCAAGUACGCCUUUCCCUUGGCACACAGUCUGCCCAUGUUUGCAUUUUUAAAUGAAGAAAAAUUUAACGUGGAUGGAUGGACAGUUUACAACCCAGUGGAAGAAUACAGAAGACAGGGCUUACCCAAUCACCAUUGGAGAAUAACUUUUAUUAAUAAGUGCUAUGAACUGUGUGACACUUACCCUGCCCUUUUGGUGGUUCCUUACCGUGCCUCAGAUGACGAUCUCAGGAGAGUUGCAACUUUCAGAUCACGAAAUCGAAUUCCAGUGCUGUCAUGGAUCCAUCCAGAGAACAAGACAGUCAUUGUGCGCUGCAGCCAGCCUCUCGUGGGCAUGAGUGGGAAGCGAAAUAAAGACGAUGAGAAGUAUCUUGAUGUUAUAAGGGAGACCAAUAAACAAAUCGCUAAACUCACCAUCUACGAUGCCAGACCCAAUGUCAAUGCAGUGGCCAAUAAGGCAACAGGAGGAGGAUAUGAAAGUGAUGAUGCGUAUCAUAACGCUGAACUUUUCUUCUUAGACAUACACAACAUCCAUGUCAUGCGGGAAUCUUUAAAAAAGGUCAAAGAUAUUGUUUACCCUAAUGUGGAAGAAUCUCAUUGGUUGUCCAGCUUGGAGUCAACGCAUUGGUUAGAGCACAUCAAGCUUGUUUUGACGGGGGCCAUUCAAGUUGCUGACAAAGUGUCUUCAGGGAAGAGCUCUGUUCUUGUGCACUGCAGUGACGGCUGGGACAGGACAGCCCAGCUCACCUCCUUGGCCAUGCUAAUGCUGGACACCUUCUACCGGAGCAUCGAAGGCUUUGAAAUUUUGGUGCAGAAAGAAUGGAUCAGCUUUGGACACAAGUUCGCAUCUAGAAUAGGCCAUGGAGAUAAAAACCAUGCUGAUGCUGACCGAUCUCCCAUCUUCCUCCAGUUCAUUGACUGUGUGUGGCAGAUGUCAAAACAGUUCCCUACAGCUUUUGAGUUCAAUGAGCGCUUUCUGAUUACCAUCUUGGAUCAUCUGUAUAGCUGUCGGUUUGGUACUUUCUUAUUCAACUGUGAAGCUGUUCGAGAAAAACAGAAUGUUACAGAAAGAACCGUUUCUCUAUGGUCACUGAUAAAUAGUAACAAGGAAAAGUUCAAAAACCCCUUCUAUACUAAAGAAAUCAAUCGAGUUUUAUAUCCGGUUGCCAGCAUGCGUCACUUGGAACUCUGGGUAAACUACUACAUUCGGUGGAAUCCUAGAAUAAAGCAACAACAGCCGCAUCCUGUGGAGCAACGCUAUAUGGAACUCUUGGCCUUGCGUGAUGAGUACAUCAAGCGCCUGGAAGAGCUGCAGCUCGCUAACUCAGCCAAGCACACCGAGCCCUCUGCCUCACCAGCCAGCCCCUCGCAAAUGGUGCCCCAUGUGCAGACGCACUUCUGAGGGCCUGGGCCCUACGCACAAUAAAGGCAGUUGGUGACUCUCCUUGGGGGGGCCUCUGUACAAAGUCUACGCGAAUAUGUGCCUCCGGGUAGAACGGAACUAACCCAAUAUUACACUCUUGAAUAUGUAUGUGCCUUCCAUAUUCCAAGAAAACCACAGUGUCUCCCCUAGCCACGGAAGAAAAAAGCCUACCAGGGUCUGGGCAAGUCUGGUCCCUUUUUCCAAAACGGAAUUUUGGAAAGAUAAAGUAUAGCUUGUAUUUACCUCUUUAGAAAGUCUGGAUAGGCAAGAAGUCAAGGCUUUUGUGGGCUUACUCAGAACAAGGUUAUCAGAAAUAAAAGGGGACAAAUAGAUGUUUGCUAAAUGGAUUUUCCUCAAGCUACUUCCUAUUCAUGGAUCUGGAUUGUUCUCAAAUUAACCCAAAUGUGAAAGAGGGGGUCGAAUGACUGCCAAAGUCAUAUUGAGCUCAGCUUCCAAGGCAUGAUCCCAAACAAGGUAUUUCAGCAGGUGCCAAAUGUUAUACGAUCUUAAGUGUAAAAUCUGUGACUGAAGGAGAAAUAGCUGUGCACAGGAGCUUUCCCCUGGGCCCCCUA
Suncus etruscus (white-toothed pygmy shrew) is the source of this 2470-nucleotide messenger RNA. It is a transcript of the gene MTM1, whose product is annotated as myotubularin 1. The coding region runs from base 66 to 1877 and encodes 603 amino acids. The transcript is spliced from 15 exons. Gene Ontology annotation, biological process: dephosphorylation; negative regulation of autophagosome assembly; mitochondrion distribution. The record is from RefSeq and is a predicted model, not a curated record. NCBI's taxonomy places the organism in Eukaryota, Metazoa, Chordata, Mammalia, Eulipotyphla, Soricidae. Gene Ontology annotation, molecular function: phosphatidylinositol-3,5-bisphosphate 3-phosphatase activity. Gene Ontology annotation, cellular component: plasma membrane.